UUCUGGGUAAAUCUUCAGUGCUACUUCCGUUUCCGGUUUAUAGUUUUGGAAAGCAAAGGCGUACCGGGAAGCAGUGUAAUUUUCCUUUCAAAAUAUGCCUGUAAGUUUGAAUUUUUUACCUGUAUUAUGAAUUAAAUCUUAUCUACAAUUACCUAUUGUAUUGUUUUAUAUUCUAGGCGUAUCAUUCUUCGCUCACAUCGCCCCGAUCUUUGGGGAAUAUGGCGUUGUUGCCACUGAACACAAAAUUCAAAGGGAUGGCCCCUCCGGGAGGUAUUUCGUUAUUUACUUUUAAUAAAAGCUUGGGAUAAGUUUGUGCAACUUAAUUACUCGAUGUUGUAGUCAGUUUAAUGUUAGAAGUAACUCACAUAGCUUAUUUUUGCAACUAUUUAUGUUUAUGGUCUAUAAAAUUUGUUUUUUUUUCAAUAGGUAGUGUUUAUGUUUUGGGGAAGGCAGGGGAGGGAGGGUAAUUUCCUUGUGUAUCAAGUAUAUUUAAAGACACCAGAUUGAAACAUAGGAUUGUAAAUAAAACUGUAAUACAUCAAAUACCAUCUUGGAAGUAUCUUUACAGAAGAGCAAGUUUUCUAUGACAAAUUUUGUGUGACAAGUUUAUUUGUGCUUCUGCGUAUAGACUAUAGUCAUUACAAGUACUUCUAUGACAAGCACACUUGUUCAAACAAAAGCUAGCAUACUAGCUUCUGAAAUCUGAACAAGUGCACUUGUCAAAGAAAAUUUGAUAAAGUAAUGGACAACAAGAUAUAUUGUUGUAGCUAUCGUAGCAGCCUGAAGAUUAAAAUUUCUCAUAGAAUAUUUAUGUACACACAAGUAAUUGGCAAAUGAAACUUGCUGUAUGUGGAUGAAAACUUGUCAUAGAAAACUUGCUCGUCUGUAACUGUAAGGGACUGAUUACAUGCAUUAUAAUCAGGCUAGCGUGCUUACUAAAUAAAUCAUAUUUUCUUUCAAACUUUCUAUGGCAUGGAAGCCAACCAGCCUUCCUGGUUCAUGCUUAAUUUAAACGAUAUAAUUGUCAAUUUCCAUUGCUGGAUGCUAAAAGCCUCCCUCUCACUUCUUCUGAUUUCCAUGUGCGGUAUGCAAUUUGCAGCAAAUCUAAAUACUAUUGUAGAAUUGUAAUAAUGCAAAUUUUUAACUACAGAUGGCUCAACUGACAUUAUUGAAGAGGCCAUCUAUUACUUCAAAGCCAAUAUAUUUUUCAAGAACUACGAAAUAAAGGUUUGAAAUAUUGAGUUCUCACAAUAACACUUCCUUUGUAGUUUGGUUAAGUCAACAAAAUAUUGUUAGAUACAGAAUUCCUAAUUUGUACUUUGUGCACAACACUACAUAUUUUCAACUUGGAGUAUUAAUUGAUAAUUCCUUUUUAGGGCGAUGCUGAUCGUGUGUUAAUUUACCUAACACUCUACAUUACUGAAUGCCUAAAGAAACUACAAAGGGUACAUUAAUUAACAUAUAAAUUCCUGUUUCAGAAUAUUCACUUGUCCAACUGUUUCAUGGCUUUGGAUAAAAUAACAAAGUAGGGUAUGCAGGGCUUGAAAUUUGUACUGUCCCAAUAUCCAUAGGAUACCAGAUUUUAAAAUUGGAUGCUGGACAUCAUAAGCUCAGUACCAUUGGGACACUAAACAAAUUGAAUCUGUCCUCCACAGACACAGUAUUUUUCUGUUGUUUAUAAAUCCUUCUUAAACAUAUCUUAGAUUCAUUGUUUCAGUGUUUGAAUAUUACUAUCUGAACUAGAUUUUGUGGUGGAUUUCAAAAUUUCUAAUUUCAAGCCCAGGCAUGUUAAGGUGUAUUGCUGCCUACUAUAUUACCAAGAGACAUUGGCAGAUAGUGUAGGUAACCUACUGAUGCCUCCAACACAUCCCCGGCCCUUGACAAGUAAAAUUGUCUCAUAAAGAAACUUUAAUUAAGAAAGAAUAACGUAACAAAGUAAGUACUUUGUGAGAUUUGUAGCAAUGAGGAUAUUAUGCAGCACUAUCUUAUUAUCAAGAGGAAAGUUUUUAUUAAAUGUCUUUAAUAAAAUUCGAUUUCUCUUUCAGUGUCAAUCAAAGGAACAAGGCAGGAAAGAACUGCAAACAUUAGCAGUUACAGCUUUUGACAUUCCUGGCGACUCAAAAUUCCCAUUGAAUGCCAUGUAUCAGAAACCCAACUCCAGACAAGAAUCUGGUAAAUUGAAUUGUUUGUUAAAAGAAAUUCCUGGAUGUUGCAUAGCAUGGAUAGUAUCAUAGCUGUCUCCAUGGAGAAGCAUGGUUAGGCCAUGUAAAAAAAUAUCCUUGGUUUAUCAUCAAAGAUUUUUUUAUCGAAUCAUAGUUAGUAGAUGGACAGAAGAAUAUAUGUUCAAGUCACACAGCACAAUUGUAUGGAAUAAUCUUUUCAGAAGCUAUCACACUUUUUAUCUGAAUUGCCAAGAAGUCUGAAGAUCCACCAUGUUCUCACAAACAUCACUUAAAUCUAGUAGUUACAGCAUCAUAGAUGUGCUUGUAGAAAAUCGGAACAAUAUUAAAUAACAGUUGCAAGCAAAAGCAAGGUUUACUAUUUGCCUACAGUGUACAGUACCAUUAGAAAUAUUUUAUUUUGUAGUACAGUACCUUUAGUAAUUACAUUUUUUUCAUUCUACAGAUCAAAUGCGUCAAUACAUGGUUCAACUGCGACAAGAGCUUGGCUUGAGAAUUGUUGACAAAGUUUUUGAUCCCAAAACAGAUAAACCAUCAAAGGUACCAUUAUAAUUAUACCAUUAUUUAUAUACAUAUACUUUAGACAUGUUUAGGUGACUUUCCAUUGUAUAUUACCAUAGUGGUGGAUGUGUUUUACAAAAAGAAAAUUCAUGGACAAAAGUCUCUCUGGCCCUGGUCAAUAAAACAGUUUUGUAAGUAUAAAUUUGCUAUUUUUAUAUUUUCACUUUUUUCAGUCUUACUAAAAAUUGCCCUCGACAAAUUGACAAAGUUCCAAUUGCCAAGACUGUAUCAUUCAUGCAAACUUUUGUAUGUUUUAGGUUGAAAUAUGGCUGGGUAAAACACAAUGAAAUGAAAUUGUUACUGUAGUACAUAAUUUUUGAGGAAAAAAAACAAAAAAGAGUGGUUCCAAUUACUUUGUCUUUAAUUAUAAUAUGAUAUGUUUCAAUUAUAUUGUAAAUCAAUUUUAUAUCUUUGUAAUAAUAAAUAAUGCCAAUGAAGAGCAUUAUGAAGUGCAAAACUGAAUUGUUUUCUUUUCCAAUUUACCACAAAACACUAAUUUACCCUUAACCAUUGAGUUUCAGAUCUCUCCCCUUGAUAAGUAAAAUCAUCUGGCAUUAGAUAGAGUAAAUGACAUUAACUUUCAUACCACAAAUUUAAUUCAGCUGAUUUAAUUUAUUUAUCAAUAUAAUUUUCAAAUGAUGCAUUAAUUAAGUUGUUCAAGAUUAUUUCAUUUCAUAAUUUACGUACACUAGACCAGAGGCGUAGCCAAUGGGGGGGGGGGGAUAAGGGGGGUGUUAGGGGAGGACCAAUUUUGUGAUUUUCUGGGGGACCAUGCCCCUGGCAAGCCAGACAAUUAACCCCCCUCCACUCCCUUGGGGCUGGCUAUGCCCCUGCACUAGACUUUACUGUUCAUUGCCCUUUUGCCCCCGCUCCCGCGCGGGAUUACAGUCUGCUGUCAUUCGACGCUAAUGCCGUACAGCUACCGACGAAAUAUGAUCGGCAGUUUUUCAUUGGUUCGUUUCAAAAUUAUACUUGCAUAAAUUUGCUUAGCUAAUUUCGAGACGAGUAUACCGGUUUUACCGAUUACAUAAAGUUUCUGGGUGCUGUUGGGCAGACAUUGCCACACAAAAGAGCAUUUAACUUUUUGGGAUGAAUAAAUUUGGUAGAAUUUACAAAUCUGGCAUAUUUUUUUUGCCAGUUUAUGUUUCGAUUUCGUUGUAUUGUUUUGCUUGACCUUGUCUAUUGUCUAUUGACCUUGUUUACAUAAUAUAAAGUUCUAUUUAAAGUAACGCACCUGAUUGGAUAAUAAAAUUAGAAAGCCAUUAAAGUGCUGAAGUGCACAAUAUUAUA
Paramuricea clavata is the source of this 4031-nucleotide messenger RNA. NCBI's taxonomy places the organism in Eukaryota, Metazoa, Cnidaria, Anthozoa, Malacalcyonacea, Plexauridae. The record is from the annotation of a GenBank genome assembly.